Molecule: messenger RNA, 264 nt
Organism: Colletotrichum lupini
Lineage: Eukaryota; Fungi; Ascomycota; Sordariomycetes; Glomerellales; Glomerellaceae
Exons: 1
Coding region: 1-264 (87 amino acids)
Source: RefSeq, a predicted model, not a curated record
AUGCCGCAAAGUGGACUCCUAAUUUCGCUUUUCCUCCUCAUCUCAACCCACUCCGUGCUCGUUUCCCUCUUUUCAACAAAACAAGCCGUUCCCUCCAAUUCCACCCGCUGUCACUCGUUCCAUUUCCUCCCCUCCCCCCCCAAGUCUCUCCCUCUUCCAUUGCCUUGCCUUGCCUUGUUACUCAUCUUCCCAAUCUCGCCAAGGUCUCCUCCUCUUUUUCCCUUGUUCAUUUACCCUCUCCUUUCAAUGUCAUUUACUCGGUGA